CCGUCUGAUUAAGACUGAUAUGGAGCUGGAGGUCCUGCGCUACACCAACCGGAUUUCCAGUGAAGCCCAUAAAAUGGUCAUGAAGCAUGUGAAGCCUGGACAGAAGGAAUAUGAAAUGGAGAGCCUGUUCCAGCACUACUGCUACAAUAAAGGGGGCAUGCGCCACACCUCCUACACCUGUAUCUGUGGAACGGGCAAUAACUCCUCCAUUCUCCACUAUGGUCACGCUGGGGCUCCGAAUGACAAGACAAUAACAGAGGGAGACAUGUGUCUGUUCGACAUGGGUGGAGAGUACUACUGCUACUCCUCUGACAUCACCUGCUCCUUCCCAGCCAACGGCAAGUUCACUCCAGAUCAGAGGGCCAUCUAUGAAGCUGUCCUCAAAUCCUCCAGAACUGUCAUGGCUGCCAUCAAACCAGGUGUAAAGUGGACUGACAUGCACCGCCUGGCUGACCGGGUUCACUUGGAGGAGUUGGUGAAGAUUGGCAUCCUGAAUGGCAGCGUGGAGGACAUGCUGAAGGUCCACCUGGGCUCCGUCUUCAUGCCCCACGGCCUGGGACACCUGCUGGGCAUCGACGUUCACGAUGUGGGAGGAUACCCUGAA
Messenger RNA from Micropterus dolomieu (smallmouth bass), 604 nucleotides. Its product is annotated as xaa-Pro dipeptidase-like. The record is from RefSeq and is a predicted model, not a curated record. Gene Ontology annotation, molecular function: peptidase activity. NCBI's taxonomy places the organism in Eukaryota, Metazoa, Chordata, Actinopteri, Centrarchiformes, Centrarchidae.